This is a messenger RNA of Striga asiatica, 1335 nucleotides long. Lineage: Eukaryota; Viridiplantae; Streptophyta; Magnoliopsida; Lamiales; Orobanchaceae. The record is from the annotation of a GenBank genome assembly.
UUGAAGUCCUGUCAUAAAAACAAAAAGUGAGGCAGCAAGUUGCAUUUCAAAAGGUGAGGCACAAUUUUAAACAUUGUCACAGAAACCCUUUUACAUGCACAUGUUCGCCACAAACGCCAUGAAACAAUCUUCUUUCGAUUCAAAACCACACGAUGAGCCUGACGAAUUCGACUUGAAGGAAUGGGCUCUGAAGGCGAAAGUCAGCCGAGAAAACACGAAUUCGAGAAGAUUUUCGGCAUCGAAUUUUAAGAGCUUCAGAGAAAAUCAAAGGUCUUUCGGAUCAAACAUAAACAUUUCCAGCACGGUUUCUUCCCCUGGCUACAACACCAUUCGAGACGAGAUUAACCCUGCAACAUAUUCAUUCACAAAUGCUUUGAAAGCAUUACAAGCAAGAACAGUCUAUAGUAAUACAUGGGAGUAUUUAUCACCAGAUAAUGGAGGAUUAACUCUCAAUUCCAAAUGGAAUGAUGCAGAAAAAUACAUAUGCAAUCCCCUGUCAGGACAAGUUCCUUUGCAAUGCCUAUCAUCAAAAGCUCUAAUAAGUGGAAGCUCGUCUCAAAGCCUAAUAAGAAGCAAACUUACAUUAUCUGCACCACUCAUCUACCAGCCUUCUCAGUUGAACCAUUUUCAGACAAAAUCCUCAACCAAUGAUAGUCAAAAUCAAAUCAAAAUAGUGGCAAUCCAAGAAGAAAAAAGGAGCACAACAAGAGAUGUUGGUACUCAAAUCAAAUUCAGUUCUAAGAGUCCAAUUCCAUCUCUAAAUCCUUCAAUUGAAGAAAAAUCAAUUAAGCCAAUUGUUCAAGAAGAAACUAGAGACUCAAUUGUUACCUCCAAAACAAUGAAAUCACAGGAUAAGGUGGAUGAGAAGGUACAAGAGAAAGAAAUGGGAGAAAAAAGAAAUGAGGGAAGGAAGAGAAAGAAGGUGAUGAUGAUGAUGACUAGCACGUGCAGCGAUGGGGGAAAAGGCAAAGGAUGCUUAUCAUUCAUCAACUUUUGGCGGCAAAAAACAAGAAACCAAAACAAUAAUGCAACUUUGUCUACCUUCCUUUGCCAUGUUAAUGCUUCAUUUCAACAAUAAUGAUGUUCAUGCACAUGUAUGUCCGUAUAUAUAUGUGUGUGUGUUUCUGUGAUCAAUCUUUAACAUAUUUCUUUGCAAAUGACAGGAAAAAAAAAAUCCUCAAUUUUGAGUUUCAUUCGAAUAAUAAAUAUAUGGAUGUAUAAAACAACAUAUAUUUUACUUGUACCACGUUUUUUAAUUUUAUAUAGCUAUUUUUUACCAACCCAAAUGAAAUAUAGUCACAUUGUAAAAACUAAAAAGGCAAUGAAAUAUAGUCG